Molecule: messenger RNA, 2853 nt
Organism: Blepharisma stoltei
Lineage: Eukaryota; Ciliophora; Heterotrichea; Heterotrichida; Blepharismidae
Source: the annotation of a GenBank genome assembly
AUGGAUCCCGCCGAAUUGAACAAACUUGUAAUAGACGUAGAUCUGCAAAAACAAAAUUUGAUAGAAAUUACAGACCCGAGAAAGCCGGAGUUUUUGCAGAGCGAGACUAGUAUAAAUGAAAUUGAGAACCAAAUUGCUGAGAUUGAAUUGAAAAUGCUGGAAUUAAAUUUGGGUGACGAUUUAAGGAGAAAUUAAUUAUAGAAAAUUUAAUUAAUUUUUAGUAAAAAUAUUGGAAAAAAAAAGGGACGAUUUUAAACCAUGAAAAGAUUUGAAUUUAUGCAAAAUUUUAGCAAAUAUUCAUUCUGCUAUUGAGAGUUUUCCUACAGUGCUUAAAGGAUCGAUUUCUGAUGCUAUUGUGAUCUUUAACAAAGCUAAAGAAAAAAUUAAGUGUGUUAGAGAACCAGAUCCAGAGCUUAUGCAAAGAAUAGCAGAAAAAAUAAUAAAUUGGCAAGGACGGCUAAAAGCAGCGGUAGAAGAUGUAUGAGCUGAGCUAGUUAAAUACCAGAAAGACUCUAUAACUGUGUUUUCACAGUUUAAUAAAGGUGAAAAAUGCAUAAGGACUGAAGAAAUUAUCCAAAAUUUGAUUGAGUUAGGAUAUAUCGAAGAAAAGAUGAGUUUUCUAAUUAACUGAGGAAUUGAUUUGUGUAAGAGACAAGACCAUUUAAUUGCUGAAAAUAUUGCUAAUAAUGGGGUAAAACUGAGUAGUAAAGAAUCAAGCAAAAUAAGCCCUUUAUUUUUACUCCUAAACAACCUAAAAGAGUUUUUACUUUUUCUGUGCAAAAAUUUGAAAAUAAAUGAAUUUUCAAUUGAUGUAUUGAAAUUCAUUGACUUAAUCUGACUUUUGAAGCCAAAAAUAGAAGAAACUAUACAAGAGCUUGAUGAUCCUAGCCAAAGUUAUCAAGAAAUAUAUGAAAUAAUCAAAGAUUUUGAAGCAACAAUUUCAGAAUACAAAAUUGUUGAUAAAUCAUAUAAAGAAUUAUCAAAUAUUGUACAAGGAUGAAAAGCCAUAAAGGCAAAAUAUACACAAACCCAAGUUAUGGGAAAGGUCAGGGAGCUUAUAUUAAUUGAAGAUAUAAGAAUCUUACCCUCCUAAUUUAAAAAGAGCAAAACUGUAGAUUUUAGGUUCCUUUUAGUAAAAAGUAAAAUUUACUAUUUUGAAAAAUCAAUAAAAUUGUAAAGGUAAUUAAAUUAAAAAACCCAAAAAAGUGUUAUUUAUUAAAUGGGAAUUAGAAAUUUCUGAUGCAACUGAAAGAGGAACCAUUAGUUCCAUCAUGAUAACUUCUGACAAAAAGAAGACUGAUACCCAUUUUUACAAGCUCCCUACAAUGCAUAUUUCUGAAAGCACAAAAAAAAUCGUAGAAAUAAUUUACAAGAUUUUAGACGAUUCUCUAAUCCUCCCUGAAUCAGACUUAUUAAAAUCCCUCCGACUAGCUCGAGAAUGCUUUAUGCUCUACAAAGCUUUAAAGUACUCCACAAUUUCUUCAAAAUCCACACAACUUCUACCAGCUUGCCUAUUUUACAAUAACUGUCUCUAUCUAAUCCACCAUUUAAUACUAAUCCCCGCUCAUUAUUCUCACCAUUUGCCUCCUAACCUUCAAUAUGCCAUUUAUUUAGCUGACUUGAUCCCUAUUUUCCAAUCUGAAGCAAAUCAAGUCUUUUUCCAAAUGAAAGACUUUUAUAGAGAAAAAAUGCUAAAUUUUGUGAGAAAACUGCAAUUUCAUAAAAUUGAAGCCAAUUAUUCAGAAAUGGAAAGGGUUUUAAAUGCGUCGAUUGCAGUAAUACAUGAGUGCUGUGGGGUGUGAAGAGAAGUACUUACUCCCCCCCCUCCGUAAGCGAACAAAACCAUUAGAAAAAUCGCUAUUUUUUGCCCAAAACCCACCCUCCGUGAGUGAACAAAAAUUUUUUAAUAGAAAAAAUUUUUAUUGAAAAAAAUUUAGAUAUUAAAUGAUAAUUAGUAUAAUAAAAUCUAGAGCUAAUUCUGUUUAAUUUUAAACGAAUUGCUUUUUAAAACAUAAAUUUUAUAAAUUAAAUUAAUAUUUGCUUUCCAAAUUUUUAAAAAAAAAAAUUAACCCCCCUCCGUGAGUGAACAAAAUUUUUUUGUUCACUCACGGAGGGGGGGGGAGUUAGUAAGAGGGAUUAUUUUAAAAGCACAGGGAAUAUGGUAGAUGCGCUGAUAGGGUAUUUGGUGCCUCUGGCUAUGAAGUUAGAAGAUAUAGUGAUGGAAGAUACGCCACCUUUAAAGCAGCUGCUAUGGAAAGUAUUUGAAUUAAAGGAUGUAUUUUUAGGGGAGUCACCUGUUCAAUUCUCACAGCAGUGGGAAAGACUGGUGCUUUUGUUGGAUUUACUUGAUACAGAUCUAGCAUCGAUUGUUGUUUUUCAUGAACAAAGCAGAUUUAAAGGAAAAUUCUCUGUAAACGAGGUGAAACAUCUGGUAUGUGCAAUUUUUGAAGACAAUGAAAACAGAAGAAAGUGCUUAUCUUCCCGAUUCUUUAUCGAGCGACAAAUAGUUAUUCAGCCAAGGAUGGGGGUUACAAACUCUCUAAAAAAUAUUAUUUACUAGCAUUAUUAUACUAAAUUUCUUUUUAUAUAAAAUUUUCGUGCUCUAGCGAUAAGAGAUAAAAUCCAAUAAUUAUUAAAAUCAUAAUAUAAUGAGUAGAAGUAAUUAUAAUGUAAUAUCUCUAAUAUUCAUUAUUAUCAAAUAUAGGUAGUUAGAUUGAGAUGGAUAGGAAGAGAAUUUCAUGCUUAACUAUAUGAAAAUCAUCCAAUCAAGGAUGGGUAUUGAUUUCCCAAUUUGGAAAAUUUUCUAUAGUAUCGUCCGACUAAGGAUAGAGAGAGCUAGAACAUUUAGUGUAA